AAAAAAAAACCAUUGUUCACAAUGGGUUUGUGUCUCUGUCGCCUGGAAAAGCUGUUUUUUUUGAAAAAAAAAGUGAAAGUUUGCUUUUUCCGUUACAUUCAUACAUAAAUUAAUAAGCGUCUGUUAAAAAAUGUCUGGUCAAUUAUAUACACAUGCUGAUGUUGCUCAACAUAAUAAGAGAGACGAUCUCUGGAUGAUCGUUGAUAAAAAAGUAUAUAAUGUGACCAAGUUUAUAGAUGAGCAUCCUGGUGGUGAUGAACUCUUACUUGAUGAAGGUGCCAAAGAUGCUACCCAAGCAUUUGAAGAUGUUGGUCAUACUAAUGAUGCCCGAGAGAUUCUUGAACGUUAUUAUAUUGGCGAUCUUGAUCCUACAUCCACACCUGUUGCUGUGCAGUCACCCAACGGAUCACCUGCCAAACAAGCUAAGGGCAAUCCUCUCCGUGUCAUUAUUCCCGUCGUUUUCUUUAUUGGUUACUUCUACUGGCGUUUCUUUAUUCUUAAUGCUAAUGCCACCAAGCAAUAGUCGCUUUCAUUUUGUUCGAUUUUUUAUUUCUGUAGAUUAUGUUAUUACGCAAACA
This is a messenger RNA of Mycotypha africana, 578 nucleotides long. RefSeq names its product cytochrome b5-like heme/steroid binding domain-containing protein. Gene Ontology annotation, cellular component: intracellular membrane-bounded organelle; membrane. The coding region runs from base 131 to 523 and encodes 130 amino acids. The record is from RefSeq and is a predicted model, not a curated record. Lineage: Eukaryota; Fungi; Mucoromycota; Mucoromycetes; Mucorales; Mycotyphaceae. Gene Ontology annotation, molecular function: heme binding. The transcript has 4 exons.